Molecule: messenger RNA, 1838 nt
Organism: Dendronephthya gigantea
Lineage: Eukaryota; Metazoa; Cnidaria; Anthozoa; Malacalcyonacea; Nephtheidae
Product: ryncolin-2-like
Exons: 6
Coding region: 486-1427 (313 amino acids)
Source: RefSeq, a predicted model, not a curated record
AGCGCUGUUCGAAAACGCACAUGUAUUGCACAAGAUUUGACAGCGCUUAAACACACAAGAAAUCAUUUGUUUGUGUCCAUAUUGUAGAAUGAAAAAUAGUGCACGGAACUUGUUCUCGCUGUCAUGAAGUAAUGAAAUAUACCUGCGAGCCUAAUUUUGAGAAACGUCAUAGGCAGGACUCGCAAUAACAGCCACUGGCAAAUCCCUCGCGGAAAGGAACGCUUUUUGUCCGUUUCAACCUAAUCAAAAUAACUUUCGGCUUCGCUUUUGUGAAACUAAACUAUUUUUAUGAUAUAUAUUUUACAAACAACUAUACGCUUUAAUUACUCAAUUAAGUAUUUAUGAGUUAUGACCAUUUAUCGCAAGAGAGAAAUAAUAUAUUAGCUUCGUUUUUAUUUUAUUGAAAGUGUAGGGGUACGUGGUGUAGUGAGACUAUUAUGUGGACUACAGAGAAAGGCGGUUGAGAAGGAGGAUUUAAGAUCAAAAUGAAAUGUUCUUCCGAGAUUUUUACUACUAUUAGAAACGGAGGUCCGUCUUUACGUCCAGAAGAUAUCAUAUCAAAUCAUACCGUCAACUACGGAAUUCUCCCGAUAGAAUGUUACGAGCUCUGCCAAAAGGAACCGAAAUGUAUUGGAUUCAACUACAGAGACAAGAUCGAUGUUGUGAACUGCCAACUGACUAACAUCACUGGAAAGGGAAAUCACUUUGAAACAACGGAAGAAGGGGAAUGGAUACUAAUGAACGAUAAUAAAGCCGAAAGAAACGAGGACGAGAAGAGCAAAAAUGACACUUCAGCUAGAAGCUGCGCCCAUCUGUACGGUUUAGGAGUGAGAAAAGAUGGUGUUUAUACCAUCAAUCCUGACGGCCUGGGACCGUUCCAAGUCAGAUGUAAUAUGAGCAUAGACGGUGGAGGCUGGACCGUGUUUCAAAGAAGACAAGAUGGAAGUCAAGAUUUCUACCUUGGAUGGUCAGACUAUAAAGCAGGCUUUGGUGAUCUUGAUGGCGAGUUCUGGUUGGGCCUUGAUAAAAUACAUCGUUUGUGGAAAUCUGGCCAAAAUGUUUUAAGAGUUGAUUUGAUGGAUUUCAAUGGCGCUGAACGUCACGCUAAAUAUGGAACGUUUAGUGUGGCUGAUGAAUCAGACAAAUACAGAUUGAAUAUUGGCAGUUAUUCAGGUACCACAGGUGAUUCUCUUACUUAUCACAAUCAAAUGCAGUUUACUACCAAGGAUAGUGACAAUGAUGUUGAUAGUAGUAAUUGUGCUACGGCCUGGAAAGGUGCUUGGUGGUACAGGAGCUGUCAUCGUUCUAACCUCAAUGGCCUGUACCUGGGUGCAGGUCAAAAUGAUGCCAGUGGAAUAAGAUGGUACUAUUGGCAUAUUUAUUCAUUGAAAAUGACGGAGAUGAAAAUUCGUCCAAACCAGUUCUAAGAAAAGAACGAGUUUUAGCAGGGAAGAAACAUAUGCCAAGAACAUAUAGUGUGUUGAUAUUUAAUUGUAAAUAGAACAAUGCAUACAAAUCAAUUUGUGAUUGUUUACUAUCAUUCUAGUCGCAAAAAAUACUCUAUUUAUAUUAUAACGGUCUAAUAACAGACCUAAGUUAGUGAUAGUUACUAAGGAUGCAAAAAUUCAAACCUGUUUACAUUAACUCGGUUAUCCGAUAUUCAAAGAAUUGUAGAAUAACUUUGAGUAAGUAGUCUUUAUAAAACCAAGUUGCAAGAAUAUCGUAAUGUUUAGGGAUGUUUAAUUAAAGCGACUGCCAGAGAUCAUAUUUUUUACUUAUUUCAAUGCCCUCAAAGUCAUUUCACGCUAAUGGUUUGAUCUCGAGUAUCCGGGAUCAUA